UCUUUUCAUGGAAUGAGUGUUUUGUGCUGUUGAAGUUGAGCAACAGCAAUUAAUCUUCUAAUAUUAAACAUGGAGAACAACCCUAACUCAUCCAGAAAUAUUGAUAGAAAAUUCAUUGAGAGGAACAGAAGAAAUCAAAUGAAAACUCUCUACCGCAAGCUCAACUCACUUGUGCCUCAUCAAAGCUCAAGGGAUCCUAUUUCACUGCCGGAUCAGCUAGAAGAAGCCACAAAUUACAUAAAGAAACUACAGAUGAAUUUGGAGAAAAUGAAGGAUAAGAAGAUCAUGCUACUUGGAAUUGAAAAGCCAAAUAUGAGAGUGAAUGGAGGAAAGACCACUGUGGGGUUGAAAUCUCCACGAAUUGAGAUCCAACAAAUGGGUUCAGCCUUAGAAGUUGUUCUAGUAACUGGGUUGGAUUCUCAGUUCAUGUUCAGUGAAUCCAUUCGUGUUCUUUAUGAAGAAGGAGUAGAUGUUGUUAAUGCUAGUUAUAAAGUCGUUGAAGAUCUAGUUUUCCAUUCAAUACACUGUCAGGUAAGGGAGUCUACAAGUGGAGCUGCAAGGAUAUCUGAGAGACUAGAGAACUUUAUCUAUGAUUCUAGUUCUAGCUAAAAUGCAUUCUAAAGUGUAAUAUGGGUAUGCCUUAUUUCGGUGGAAAUUUAAAUAUGAA
This is a messenger RNA of Abrus precatorius (Indian licorice), 667 nucleotides long. RefSeq names its product transcription factor bHLH162. The coding region runs from base 70 to 609 and encodes 179 amino acids. Gene Ontology annotation, molecular function: protein dimerization activity; DNA-binding transcription factor activity, RNA polymerase II-specific; RNA polymerase II transcription regulatory region sequence-specific DNA binding. The transcript has 3 exons. NCBI's taxonomy places the organism in Eukaryota, Viridiplantae, Streptophyta, Magnoliopsida, Fabales, Fabaceae. The record is from RefSeq and is a predicted model, not a curated record. Gene Ontology annotation, cellular component: RNA polymerase II transcription regulator complex. Gene Ontology annotation, biological process: regulation of transcription by RNA polymerase II.